AUUCUCCCUCAUAUGCGACUGAUGUUGCGUGUUAACCCCUAAUCAACGUUUAAAAGGAAUCAAGAUUCCAAUAAAUAGUCAUGAUGAAACUCUCUCUACUCGCUCUAUGUCUUUCCACCGCUGCCCUUGCGGCUAGUCAUCCGGCCUAUGAAGUGUAUAUGGCACCGCAAUGCCAGCGUGGCUUCGCGUAUUGUGGCUGGUAUUUGAAAAGUCAACUUGGCUUUAACAAUCUCCCUCACUACAACGAUCAAGCCAUCUACUAUUGCGAAAACAUCUAUUACCCGGACUAUGUAAAGAAGUGCGACGAUAAGUGUGGCUCGCAAGGGAAAGCUCUUUGUUACAAAUGAUCGCGUAUAUAUGGUAAGUCUUUUGCAGCUUAAGAUGUUGUGGAGUACCCAACAAACCAGAUAUAUGUCUGGACAAACUUCUGUAACCCAGGAUUUGUGCCUGACUGUAGGCUGCUCAUAAACAUCCGCAGGAGAUUA
Molecule: messenger RNA, 485 nt
Organism: Aspergillus novofumigatus IBT 16806
Lineage: Eukaryota; Fungi; Ascomycota; Eurotiomycetes; Eurotiales; Aspergillaceae
Exons: 2
Coding region: 81-347 (88 amino acids)
Source: RefSeq, a predicted model, not a curated record